Molecule: messenger RNA, 926 nt
Organism: Ipomoea triloba (trilobed morning glory)
Lineage: Eukaryota; Viridiplantae; Streptophyta; Magnoliopsida; Solanales; Convolvulaceae
Product: 40S ribosomal protein S8
Exons: 5
Coding region: 108-776 (222 amino acids)
Biological process (GO): translation; maturation of SSU-rRNA from tricistronic rRNA transcript (SSU-rRNA, 5.8S rRNA, LSU-rRNA)
Cellular component (GO): ribosome; cytosolic small ribosomal subunit
Molecular function (GO): structural constituent of ribosome
Source: RefSeq, a predicted model, not a curated record
CCCGCUGGAAUUUAAGGUAGCUCCUACUAGGGUUUUAACGUCUAGCCGAGCUGCAUCCCUAACGCUGCAGUGCCGAGAAAGGAGAAGAAGCUCUUCUCUUCGCAGACAUGGGUAUCUCUCGUGAUUCGAUGCACAAGAGGCGUGCCACUGGUGGCAAGCAGAAAGCUUGGAGGAAGAAGCGAAAGUAUGAGCUCGGUCGGCAGUCUGCAAAUACUAAGCUCUCAAGCAACAAAACAGUCAGGCGGAUCCGUGUUCGGGGUGGCAAUGUAAAAUGGAGAGCCCUGAGAUUGGAUACAGGGAAUUAUUCUUGGGGCAGUGAGGCAGUUACUAGGAAAACGCGUAUCCUUGAUGUGGUUUACAAUGCUUCAAACAAUGAGCUUGUUCGAACACAAACUUUGGUGAAGAGUGCAAUUGUGCAGGUGGAUGCGGCCCCCUUUAAGCAGUGGUACCUGCAGCACUAUGGUGUUGAUAUUGGUAGGAAGAAGAAGGGACCUGCCAAGAAGGAAACUGCUGAGGAAGGAAAUGAAGGUGCUGCUGUUGAGGAGACUAAGAAAAGUAAUCAUGUUCAAAGGAAACUUGAGAAGCGCCAGAAGGAUCGUAAACUUGAUUCUCACCUUGAGGAGCAAUUUGGUUCUGGUAGGCUUAUGGCCUGCAUUUCCUCCCGGCCAGGUCAAUGUGGCAGAGCUGAUGGGUACAUUUUGGAGGGAAAAGAGCUCGAGUUUUACAUGAAGAAAAUUCAGAGGAAGAAGGGCAAGGGAUCUGGUGCUGCUGCUUAAUUAUUGCUUUCAAAAUUUUCAAGAAGCUUAUUUUCAUCUUCUAGUUUCUUUUACAUUACUAUGGCCCACAAUGCUUUGUGAACAUCUGUUUUAUUUGACUGAGUAUUAAAUUAUUGCUAUCUUGAUAAUAUUUUGCUUUGCCUGUUGAAA